AACUCAAAACAGGAAAAACAUAAAAUCCAUAUGGCCUCACUCUCAAGCCACCCCCACCCAUUUCCACAGGCUGUGAACCGGCGACCGGCUCAAAACCAUAAACCCAUACGGUUUUCACACAUAUCCGCGUCCAAACCCGAAGCAUCUGCCUCACACAAAAAUGCAGAAGAGGAAACGGGUAGCUUAACAGUGACAGAGAGAAGAAGAAAAAAGAGAGGACUUGUAAAUGCAGAGGAGCUGAAACAGAGGGAGGUAAGAGAGAGGAGAGAGGAAGUGAACAGGAAGAUAGCUUCAAGGAAGGCUCUUUCCGUCGUUCUGCGAAGAGAGGCCACUGAAGCUUUGAUCGAAAAGAAGAGAGGACCCAACAAUUCCAAGAAGUUGCUUCCCAGGACUGUGCUUGAAGCCCUUCAUGACAGAAUCACUGCUUUGCGUUGGGAGUCUGCUCUCAAGGUUUUUGAGCUACUACGGGAGCAGCUUUGGUACAGACCCAACUCUGCUAUAUAUGUUAAGCUUAUUGUCAUGCUUGGGAAAUGUAAGCAGCCUGAGAAAGCCCAUGAUCUCUUCCAGGCUAUGAUUGAUGAAGGCUGUAUUGUUAACCAUGAAGCCUACACUGCCCUCUCGUCUGCCUACGGUAGGAGUGCUCUCUUUGACAAAGCAUUUUCCCUUUUGGAGGAGAUGAAAGACACUCCUAAUUGUCAUCCUGAUGUGCAGACUUAUUCAAUCCUCAUAAAGUCAUGCCUGCAAGUUUUAGCCUUUGACAAAGUACAGGCAUUGCUUUCCGACAUGGCAAGUCAGGGAAUCAGGCCCAACACAGUUACAUACAACACCCUUAUUGACGCCUACGGCAAAGCAAAAAUGUUUCAAGAGAUGGAAAUGACGCUUGUGGAGAUGCUUCGGGAGAAGGAUUGUGAACCGGAUGUUUGGACCAUGAACUCCACAAUCAGAGCCUUUGGCAGCAGUGGGCAAAUUGAAACAAUGGAGAAGUGUUAUGAGAAGUUUCAGCGUGCUGGUAUCCAGCCCAAUAUUAAGACCUUCAACAUUCUUCUAGACUCGUAUGGGAAAACUGGAAACUAUGAUAAGAUGAGUGCUGUAAUGGAAUAUAUGCAAAAAUACCAUUACUCGUGGACAAUUGUUACCUACAAUGUAGUCAUAGAUGCCUUUGGAAGGGCUGGUGAUUUAAAACAGAUGGAGUAUUUGUUUAGGCUAAUGCGGUCAGAGAGAAUCAAGCCUAGUUGUGUCACCCUUUGCUCUCUGGUAAGGGCUUAUGGUCAAGCUGGAAAAGCUGAAAAAAUUGCAGGUGUUUUGCGGUUCAUUGAAAAUUCAGAUGUAACGUUGGACACUGUGUUUUUCAAUUGUCUGGUGGAUGCUUAUGGUAGGAUGGGGUGCUUUUCAGAGAUGAAAGGGGUGCUUGAAAUGAUGAAGCAGAAAGGAUAUAAGCCUGAUAAGGUCACCUAUAGAACCAUGAUUAAGGCUUAUUCAAUCAGCAGGAUGACUAGCCAUGUAAAGGAGCUUCGAGAUCUUCUUGAGUCAGCGUCAGGGACUCCUUUGGGGAUGCCGAAGCCUGAUUUCCGAGAAUGAAGAUAUUACAGGUCACACAUCUCUGAGAUCUAAUGUGUGUAUUGUUCUUAUGUUGUAUAUGCACAGCAACAUUAGUGAGAUGAAAUAUAAAAAGUAUCAUCAUUUGCAGUUAAGUUUCUGAUCUAGAUGCCAUUUCUACUUCAACUCACAAAAGUCUACAAACUAACUCAGUUUAAAGCCUCAACAACUCUAAGAAAGGCUCUACCAUUGAUAAGCCAUUUCUUCUGCAUCAAGACCCACAUACUUAAUGAUCUGUGCAAUUAAUAGUUGGGGUUCUGCUAAAUGCUGGGAUCUUAUUUGAGCUCUCCCUUCAUCAGUUAGCACAUGCAUGCAAGAAGCUUGUAAGUUUAUUUGUGACUCUGCCUUUUGCUUCACCCUAAAUCUGUAUCUAAGCUUUCGUCAGAAUCAUCAGGGUUGCCUUGGUGAGCCUCUGUCGGUCUCCCACUGCUACUUGGCUGCUGUUCUCUGAUGGUGAUAUCACUUGCUGAGGGGGCUUCUUGCUCAUCGCUGCCAUCCGUGCUUUCUGUUGAUUUCUUUCUCUUUUUCACUGGCACAAAACAAUCUGAUAUUCAGAAAGGUAAUGAAAGGCAACUUCUUAUAACAUGCUGCGAGAAAGGGUACUGAAUUUUUAACAUUGUAUAAUUGAUGUGAUUUAGUUAUGGAAGUCAUAAUUUCUUCAGGUUUGUUAAGCACACAGAAAAUGUAAGACCUUGAAAACUACAGGUGCUCUAGUAUAGCUUCUGUAUAUAUUGAAAAGCAAAUUAACAAACAA
This is a messenger RNA of Theobroma cacao (cacao), 2350 nucleotides long. Its product is annotated as Pentatricopeptide repeat (PPR) superfamily protein. The record is from RefSeq and is a predicted model, not a curated record. Gene Ontology annotation, molecular function: protein binding; mRNA binding. NCBI's taxonomy places the organism in Eukaryota, Viridiplantae, Streptophyta, Magnoliopsida, Malvales, Malvaceae.